AUGGACGGGAGCAAUAACAUGGUAUAUUCCCAGUUGGUAUGUAAAGCUAUCACUCACUUUGGAGCUGAGCGGUCAAACUUAAAUUAUCAACAUGCUGGGCUGAAAUAUGUUUUCGCAGUGAUUUCUAUGAUCUGUUUAUUAGAAUUAGAAGGUGUUAAUGAACUGGAAGCGAGCACUUUUCGACCUAAAGUUUAGAAUUAGUUGCUCUGAAUUCCCGUGUGUUGACCGGAAUUAGUGGAGUGUUGUGAGCGUUUUGGUAUUUAGUAGUCAAAAUAGCGAUAAGCAACAAUUAAGCGUAAGUAUUCUGGUUGUGACGUUGUAUGCAGUAAUGUGUUUGAGAAAGGGAACGCGCUCUUACAUUUUGAAGUACAUACCAACGCAGUUUGUCAUUACCUGUCGGGAUUUUCAGUCACAGUGCGUGACUCAUCAAAUGUCGCGGAAGUCAUUCACUCAAUAGGCCAUUUUACAAUUGUGUACUUAAUUGCCAAGCCUUUGACUUGGAAUGAGCAAGGUUUGUAUCAUAACAAGGUCACCCUUAGCCUCAUUCCUGUUCAAAGGCUUGGCAACCAAGCACACCGCUGUAAACGGGAAUGACAGGAAAAAAAACGUACUGAAAACAUUCCACAUUCGUGGUUAAACAAUUGCAUGAAUAUUUAAUUAGAUUUUUGUCGAUUUGGCGUGACUCAGCAGAAUGUGUUCUUCGAAUAAAGCCGACCAAUGCAGUAUGCGCUCCAUCUUACGUUAAGCUCACUGAUUCGGCUGUCAGUGGAAUGAAAGGUGUGAGUUGUGAAUCACGUUUGAGGCAUUGUGUUGCGGAUGUAACGUAUUUCUUCGAAUAAGCACCUGGACGCUAAUUUAAACUUUCGGCUUAAAGUGCCCAUGACAGGAAAUCUUUUUUGUGUGUAAAUAUUUAGCUUAUCAUGUGUACAAACCAAUUCCGACAGAAGAAAGAUUUAAAAAAACUUAAAACUCGUAAGUGCCCUUUAUUGUCUUAAGAGUGUCCCACGGACUGGUAACGAAUUAGCGGGCGAUGACGUAGAAACUUAACACUUACAAAUCUCUCGCAUCUCUUGUAAUUUUGUAUCGGUCAGCGUUGAAAUACUCUUGAAAUAAUGUCCGAUAGCGAUGUAUUCCUAACUUAUGCAAGCUCUACCGAGAGUUUAGAUACAUCGUACUCAAGUAGAUUCAGCCCUACGAAGGAGAAUUGCGUGCUACUAGACGGUUUCUCGCGUGCGGUUUUCAGGUCAAGAUUUGAAGAAAAAACUCCCGUUACUGAAUGUUUAGUUUGUUGCGUUUGUGUUUUGUUUUCUAUGAUGAAAUCUAUGUUAAGAAUGGGUAGCUGUGUUCGUUUUUGUUGACAUAACAUUUUAUUCCUUCGCGCUAAGCGCGGGGAAGGUUCCCCCUGGUCAGUGCUCUAGAGUUUCGUUGCUCCUUUCCUCAAAGAUUGCAAAGGCUGAGGCUGUCGUCGUCAAGCCGGUCAAACGGAAAACGAGCGAAUUUAUUUAAAAUAGAGAUUUUAAUGGAGAAAAUUUCCUUAGUUUAAGUGCAGCAUUGUCGUAUGACCCAUUUCGCUCAAUGGCAAAUAACUGAUAUCGGUAUUAUAAAUUAGUAUUUCCUAUGCAUCAGCUUUCACACAGCGCUCAGAUUCGCUACCAUCGAAUUCAGUUAAUUUUUUUGUUUCUUUAUUUUUCUCGUUGGAAUGCUGUUAUCACAUUGACUGCUAUUGUUGCUACUUUUAGUUUCUUGAGGGCAGGGGGGAAUUGAUAGCUCGUGGGAUUUAUUUUCUGAGAAUACACGGCCCCUUCGAGCCUGUGUUUAUGCCAGUAUCCGCCAGAAGUUUCGCACUAUUCACGCAACAGGAUAUCGGCCAGUUCAGGAGAGGGCUUGAAAUUUAUCACAAAUAAAGUAUUUCUGGUAACAAAGUACGAUGAAAACUAUAACUGAUAGGAUUUUCAUACGAUAAGAAAAGUGCAAACUGAAUGUAGUUGUGUGGAAAGACAAGGAGUAUGAGUACAUCUCAAGCGCGUGAAAUAAACCUGAACAAUAAGGAGCUCACCAUUCUUCGCUUGCGACAUGUCAGCCAAAAAUAAUGUUGAACAAUCGUUUACGGUGUGGGAACAGGCUCCUUAAUCAGCAUUCUUUUAAGCUAAAUGCUUUAGUUAUCUUCCCCUAAUUUGUCUAGUGGUAUGUGUUCGUAACAGCCGCCUUCAGAGCCGGUUCGGAGCAUAAGGCCGACGACAUUGAAGAGUAAAAUCUCCUCGAUGUCAACGAUCGAAACGCGUCCAUUUGGCCAUACAGCUACAUCCUUUUGAAAGCAGUGUAUAGAAAUACCCGGUAUAUGUGUAUUAUUCUUGUAGCUAACAUCAUUUGGCGCUCCGGCCACGCAAUACGCUCGUCUUAUCUUCUUGAUUUCUCCUUUCUCCACCAUAGUUGCCGACGUGUCUUCACAGUUUCUACGUCACAACCAUGUAACAUGAUCGUUUUGGCCGCGCGCUUAAUGGGGACACUUUUUGGCCGCCAAAUCGUACUUUCAAUGCACCAAAAAAAUUGGCCAAGGAGAACUCGCCAGGCGCUUAAAUCGAUUAUUUCUAAUUAUGAAUAUAGCUAUCAACCGAAAAGAAGCAAAACAAAAUUCCGUAUCAUAGGCACUUUAAAGGAGAGGCGCUUCUUGGAAGGAGGAGGGGUGUUUAUUGCUCUCCUGUAUUGAUUUUGCCGUAAUUGAAGCUUAAAAAGUUAAAAAAAAAUAAGUGGCGAUAGAAACAGGUUUUCCUUCUAUCCCUACUUUAUAAGGAAGUGAGGGAGAAGGGGGGCGCUUAUUCGAGAGGGGCGCUUGUUUUACAUCAUGGCUGAGGGGGUUGGGCGUUUCUUCGGGGAAGGGCGCUUAUUAGAGCGUCGACGUUUAUUCGAGAAUACUGUGUAUGCAUAAUCUUGAUUAAAUGUCACAGAAGCUCUUACGUCCUACGGUCGCUGUCUGCCAACUUGAAUCAAAGCUAAAAAAUUAAUCGUUUUCCUGUCUGGAAUUAAUAAACCCCAAGUAGUAUCUUGAAACCUUAACGGCUUUGGUAUUAUUUCAGAUGACAUUGCGAUCACUGGCUUUCCAGGCCACAACGGCCACAAAUAAACCCAGUGGACUGAGCUUACUCCAUGCUGCGUGUUUAGAAGAUGAUUUAGAAACUGUUCAAAUAAUCACAAACUACAGUCCUGGUAAACUAGACAAUGCUAUCGCUUUAACUAUCAACACAGAGAGUCACGGGUCUCACCCAGGAAGAAAUGCACUAGAAUUAAGAGGUUCAUCCCAGAGAGACAAAAACGCGAGAAUAAACGCGAUUCUGGGCCCCAUAUAUCUUGAAUUUCAGUCCAAGUCGCUGCUGCAUAUCGCUGCCAGAAGAGGAAAGGUGGAACACCUCAAGAGACUUCUGGACAUUGGUUCAGACCCAAAUGAAUUGUCACGCGACACUAAUCAAGUCACGCCAUUGAUGUUAGCAGUUGCGCGCAACACUACAGCUUUCACAGAGCUUCUUCUAAAUAAGGGAGCCGAUGUAAAUGCUAAAGAUAAACAUGAAAUGAGUCCACUUCAUUAUGCUGCUGUCAACGGCCGAUCCAAGACUAUUCUGUUGUUAAUAGAAGCUGGUUGUGGUGUGAGUGAUGUUAAUGAUCGAGGGAUGACGUCAUUGCAUUUUGCCGCCCAAAAUGGACACACCAAAACAGUUGCGAUCCUUAUUGAACAUGGCGCUGACUUCCAUUCAAGAUCAUCCAGCGGUCAUACACCACUUAUGUUGGCGACGGCGAAAGGAAAUUACGAAACAGUCGAGUUUCUUCUGGCUCAGGGUGGUAGUGUUCAUACUACAGAUCCAAUGGGAUUUACUGCACUUCACCUAGCUGCUGAUAAAGGUUACACUAACCUAGUUCACCUUCUUAUUCGAAGGGGAAGUAAUGUGGACGCAAGAGCCUCGGGAAAAACACCUUUGUUUCAAUCCUCAUUUAAAAAUCACAGAGAAACUACCGAGCUGUUGCUUCGCUAUGGUAGCGACGUCAACGCGCAUGACAUAUUUGGAAGAACUGCUUUGCAUUACGCCGCCCUAGAAGGACAAGUUGCCAUGGUGAAGCUGUUGAUUGAAAGGGGGGCGAACGUGCACGCACGUGACCACGAGGGUCAGACAUCAUUGUUUAUGUCCGUAAUCUACAAUCAAAAAGAUUGCGCCAUUCUAUUGCUGGAGCAGGGGGCCCACGUCGAUGAAAAUGACAAUAAUAACAAGACCCCGCUACACUUUGCCGCCCAGGAAGGCCAUUCAGAAAUCGCUGAGUUAUUGAUACAAAACGGCAGCGACCUUAAUGCUGAAGAAGUCACAGGUGACCGACCUUUGUCACUUGCAGUUGCAUACUGUAGUGAUGACGUAGUAGAGCUCCUAUUAAGUCAUGGAGCUGAACUAAACGCCGCCAACGACAGCCUGUUGACUCCUUUACAUAUUGCAGCCCAGAAUGGCAAAACUAGCCUUGCUGAAGUGUUACUACAGCGAGGUGCUCAGCGUGAGGCUAAAGACUGUGAUGAUCAGACACCACUGCACAUAGCCUGCUCAUAUGGAGAUAAUCAUAUAAACAUGGCGGAAAUGUUAGUGCGUUAUGGAAGUGACGUCAAUGCUCGAGAUGGUGCUAAACGUACGGCGCUUUGUUUAGCUGUAAGUGAAGGACAUUUUCAAAUUGCUUCUUUGUUGCUAAACCAAGGUGCUGAUGUGAACUUAAUUGACGGAGAAGGUUACACAGCACUUCACAACGUGUACAUCAAUCUCCACACCUUCCUUGGAAAUGAACGCAUGACCUUCGCCAUGACAAAAUUGCUGUUUGAAUUUGGAAGUAAAGUAGGCGACAUAGAUCCACAAGGAAGAACAGAACUGCAUAUGGCGGCCCAAAGCUCUUCAGUUAAACUUGUACAACAGCUUCUUGAUUAUGGCAGUAAAGUAAACGCGAUAGACAUCGAAGGUUGUACGCCAUUAAUGCGAGCCAUUAAAUUCUCUCGUAGGCCUGAUCUUGUUGUAAGACUUUUACUCGAUAAUGAUGCGAACAUUGUAGUAAAAGACAAGCUCGGUCGCUCAGCUUUGCAUUAUUCGGCCGGGCUUAAGGGAAACCGUAAGAUUUCUCAGGCACUGAUUCACAAAGGCGCUGAUAUUCACGCCGUUGACAUCCAUGGCAACACAGCACUUCAUCUGGCUGCUAACAAUCGUAACACACACACUGCAGAGCUUCUGUUACAAAAUGGCUGUGAUAUAACCACGUGUAACAAGCGAAAGGAGAGUGUCAUUCACAAAGCAAUCACCGCCAAAUGUGAAUGCACACACGGCUGUAGAAAAUGCGUCUGGAAAUAUCAUACUGUCGCGCUAUUGGUCGAGAAGGGUUGUGACGUCAAGAAAACUGACAUUGAUGGUAACAGCGCACUGCAUUUGAUGGCUGAAUGGAUCACGGAUCCCACUACGGUCAGACUGUUGCUGAGAAACGGAGUAGAUGUUCGCGCAAGGAAUAAUCAGGGAAGCACCCCUCUACACCUCAUCUGCGCUGUGAAGUGUGAACGCUCAAGAGCAAAGUGAGUGACAUCUUUCUUAUAUUUUUCUCAACUCUCAGUUGCUUGUCUAUUGGAUAAAGAGGUAUGUCUCUGAAAAAACUGUGGUGCUGCGUCGGGGGGAGAGUAUAACAAGGUAGUUUGGUGUUAUCAACUGAGUUGAUAACAUAAAUUGGCUAAGGUCGAUGAUUUCAAAUUUUACAUAGAGCUAUCAACUAGAAAACGCAAAAGAAAAUCGUGUCAAAGGCAAAUUAAGAGUUUCGAAGCCGACGUUUCGAGCGUUAGCCCUUCGCCAAAGCGAAAGGAGGAAUUGUGGAUUGUGUUUGUGUUUGUAGGCAGAGAAUGGAGCUACGCUAUUGGUUAGAACAUGGUAACGAGAAAAAUAAGAAUAGAUUAGAAUAAGAGAGAAGGUAAGUUUUGUGCUCGGUAAAGACAUAGAGGAGGAUGUUUUUCGUCUUGUCACGAGCGUGGGACCUCAGACCUUCGGAUUCCGCGCUUCGAUGCUAUACCACUGAGCCACAGAGACUCUACGGUGAGCGAGCUCUAUUAAGAAAUUCUGAGGCCUGAGGUUCGGUUCCUCAUGGGCACUCAGAAUUUUUUCUUCGUCCCACGCUCGUGACAAGACGAAAAACGUCUUUCUCCAAGAAUAAAUUAGUUGAAUGAAAAGCGUUCGUUGAUACCGUGGGGAUUCCGAGUGCCGAUUUGAAAGAUCAAUUUUUGGUCUAGUUUUGUGGCUUUCCGAACUGUCUUGAUUUAGGGAGAGGCCGCCAACUGCCAUAUGCUACUUAGAAUGAUUAGGGAGAUAAAGUGUUUGGCGACUGAUUUGGAUACGUCUUUUUUAUUCUACGUCGCGAAGGUGUUCUCGGAAUCGGUCCGCCUGGUCGUCUUUCUGUUUCAUUUAUGUAAAACUUUUUUCUAUAACUGCAAGGUGUACGUGAAGUGAUCAGUGAUCUGAAUGGUCUCUUGGGACCCAACAUUUUCUCUAUGUAAUGAAUGAAAGGUCAGGUUUUGUAUCGUGCGCAAGCACAUUUAAGAGUUCCAGUUAGGACACUUGUUUGCAAUUAACUUUUGACCCCAAAGUUGCCUGUUUUUGUCGCGUUUGAAUGGAAUUAGUGGAGGUUGCGAAAAGAUAGUGCCAGUGUCUGAAUCAUUUUGAAGAAAUUCAAGGUUAUUAGGAAUGAAAAAUUUAUCUGCGAGGUUGUGAGGGUGAAACGUGAGUGAGUAGAAUGGGCUCGGUAUUUUCCUUCUUUGCUUUUUGAAGUGCUGACCAUUAAAGUUGCAAGAGUUCGCAUAUUUAUCAGUCUGGUUACUGAACCUAGAGAUCAAGCAAAAGGAAACGUGGAUUGUGAAAGUUAAAAGAGGUGCUGCUUAACAAUAAUGCUUUUUUUCUUGCUUCAAAUUGGAAUUAUGCUGUUUAGACCAGAGGUUUCCCGGUGACAAUAAAUUGGAAAUAUGAAAUAUGCUGCACAUAAGGAAUACUUUGAAACAGAGCUUUCCCAUUUAUCCCUAAAUAACAAAGGGGAGGUAGAAAGGUCUCGCAAAAAAGAAUCAUAAAAUCAUAAUGCAGCCCCUAGAUGUCACUAACGUUUUUGUUACAAUAUCACUAACAUUGUUAAGUAAGGGUAUGUGUUGCUUUUCGAACACCUCAGGUUCACCAGGUCACGCUGGACAUGUGACACAUCAGAACUGUUCAUUAGACAUGGCUGUGAUAUCCGGUCAGUGGAUAAUGAAGGUAACACCCCACUUCACCGGACAGCGGAGUCAGACAGAGAUGACAUUGCAAAUAUCCUGCUGGAUCGUGGUGCUGAUGUAGAAGCGUUAGAUUGGCAAGCCAGUACUCCUUUGCAUGUCGCUGCGGCUUGUAAUGCAAUCACGGUGGCAACGCUCUUGGUUAAACACGGUAGCAAUAUGAAAGCUUUGGAUAGCGAAGGAAGGCGGCCCUUGGAUAUCGCUUACAAGUGUGGUAACCAUGAAAUCGUACAUCUCAUGGAACAAGCGAUGCAGAAUGGCGAUAGAUGACGUGGAAAUUCAGUUUUCUAGUAAGGCUAGCCUGGAGUUCGUUGUUUGUUUGUUUUUCGAAACACUGAACAAUGGAACGAAUUCAACCUAUGAACAUGAAGCAUAAUAUUUCCGCAAGGAGAUGGAUAGCUUGCCAUUAGGCAUCCAUCAUAAUUUUCAGCGCGGAAAGGACGCAGAAAACCUACGCCAACGUUGCUUUUCACUUGGUUAAGAAGAGCUUCAAAUGCUGUCGAUUUGGCUGGGAUUUACUGGUUCCAGAUUCGGAGGAAAACCCUGACCUACAUUCGUGAGAUAAGACAUUAAGUCGCAUGGAGUAAAAUGGAAAACCUAUUAUUAAAUCCUCCUUAAGACCUGUCGGUAUGAAGUAUCUUAAAUGCAACUUCCAUUAUUUUUUAUAUUUUUUUAUAGCCCUCUAGUGCUAUC
This is a messenger RNA of Pocillopora meandrina, 7993 nucleotides long. The record is from the annotation of a GenBank genome assembly. NCBI's taxonomy places the organism in Eukaryota, Metazoa, Cnidaria, Anthozoa, Scleractinia, Pocilloporidae.